GUGUGUGUAUAUGUGUGUAUAUCUCGGCCAGAGUGAACAUGGCGGAGCGGAGCGGGAUGUGUUCCAGCGCCAAAGGAAAGUUGCUGUUUUAAGACAAGCCCGCGUCGCUUCAUCCUCUCUGAUCACAGAUGUUUUCGCGGCCACCAGCGCUGUGCAUCUUUAGCUUCAUCAAUGUAUCCAUUGUUCAAUCAGAUGAAUGACCCACCAGAAGAACAUAGAUGAAAAAGAAGCAGACAUCCCAUAGACUGAUCUUUUAACAUCUGGAGCUUGGGGUGCUUUCAUAAAUCUGUUUUCUGUAUCCAGGGGAAAAAAGGAGGAGCGGCAAAGCUGUCGCUAGCUAUGGGUGCCAUGGUCACCUAGACGCAAUGUCUGUGUCUUAGACCAAGACUUGGUUCUUUCUCUUCCUCAAGAUUGUUAGGUGCUCUUCCUAAAAUCCUGGCCCUGCUAGCCAUGGCUGGUGUGAGGAAGUUAACUCGUGCUGUGCGCCAGCAGGGCCUACACCGUCUGGUUUUGGCACUUAUACUCUUCUGCCUGCUGUCCAUGGCCUACCUGGCCUACCAUGUUAGUGGUGGUCCUAAGAUCAAGGAAGCGCCUCCUCUGCCACUGGGGGAAUGUGUGACUGCAGCUCCCAUCACUGUUAGCCAACGAGCUCCUCCUUUCCUGCCCUCUGAGCUGAAUCAUAGAUGGCAGGCAUCAAGGAAGCUAGACACUUCACGCAUUGAACCUGUGGUGCUACUGUUCAUAGAGAGCAUUUACUCACAGCUGGGUCAGGAGAUUGUGGCCAUCUUGGAGUCUAGCCGCUUUAGGUACCAUACUGAAAUUGCCCCGGGAAAAGGUGACAUGCCUGCACUGGCCUGGCGGGGCAAAGGCCGCUAUGCUUUAAUCAUCUAUGAAAAUCUGCUCAAGUAUGUCAACCUGGACUCCUGGAACAGGCAGCUAUUAGAUAAGUACUGCCAGGACUAUGGUGUGGGCAUCAUUGGUUUCUAUCGUGCCAAUGAAAACUCUCCAUCUAGUGCCCAGCUCAGAGGAUUCCCACUUUUCCUGCGUUCCAAUCUUCCACUGUGGGACUAUAGGAUUAACCCGGCUGCUCCACUACUCUACAUCACUCGGCCCAGUGAACUUGAACCUGGCUCACUCCCUGCUGAUAACUGGACAACUUUCCUGUCAAACCACAGCACUUACGAGCCUGUACUGCUGGCCAGCCCCAGGCCUGCUGAGGUAUCCACACAUUCCAUUCUUCAGAGGGUGCUGUUGGCUACUGUAAUACAAGACCUGGGUCUUCAUGAUGGAAUCCAGCGUGUGCUUUUUGGAGCAAGCCUCUCCUUUUGGCUGCAUAAACUGCUGUUUGUGGACGCGGUUGGGUAUUUGACAGGCAGGAGGCUGAGCCUAUCUCUGGAACGAUUCCUGCUUGUAGAUGUGGAUGACAUCUUUGUUGGGAAGGAGGGGACACGCAUGAAGGUGGCUGAUGUGGAGGCGCUGCUUCACACCCAGACUAAACUCCGUGCUCUGGUCCCCAAUUUCACUUUCAACUUGGGCUUUUCCGGAAAAUUUUUCCAUACAGGUACAGAUGAGGAGGAUGAAGGUGACAACACCUUGCUUAGACACAGGCAGGAAUUCUGGUGGUUUCCUCACAUGUGGAGCCACAUGCAGCCACACCUCUUUCAUAAUGUUAGUGUGCUUGCAGAUCAGAUGAGACUUAAUAAACAGUUCGCUCAGGAACAUGGCAUUCCCACUGACAUGGGUUAUGCUGUGGCCCCUCACCACUCAGGUGUUUACCCAGUACACAACCAGCUCUAUCUGGCCUGGAAGAAUGUGUGGGGCAUUUCAGUGACCAGUACAGAGGAGUAUCCACACCUCAGACCUGCCCGCUUCCGCAGAGGCUUCAUUCACAGCGACAUAAAGGUCCUCCCACGGCAGACGUGUGGCCUCUUCACACACACUAUCUUCUAUAAGGAUUACCCAGGAGGCCCUCAAGAACUAGACAAAAGCAUUCGGGGUGGAGAGCUGUUCCUUACUGUGCUUCUCAAUCCGGUCAGCAUUUUCAUGACCCAUCUCUCUAACUAUGGUAAUGAUCGCCUGGGUCUGUACACUUUUGAGUCUCUGGUAAAGUUUGUGCAGUGCUGGACUCGCCUGCGCUUACAGACCCUACCACCCAUACGCCUGGCUGAGAAAUACUUCCACAUCUUUCCUGAUGAAAGAGACCCCCUGUGGCAGAAUCCUUGUCACGAUAAGAGGCAUAAAGACAUCUGGUCAAAAGAGAAGACCUGUGAUAGGCUGCCCAAAUUUCUGGUUAUUGGGCCCCAGAAAACAGGGUCAACUGCUCUACAUGCCUUUCUUUCUCUCCAUCCUGCCAUCACUGCCAGUUCAUUCAGCCCUGCUACGUUUGAGGAGGUGCAGUUCUUUAGUGGAUCAAACUACUUGCGUGGAAUUGAUUGGUACAUGGACUUUUUCCCAGUGCCCUCUAAUGUGAGCACAGACUUUCUAUUUGAGAAGAGUGCUAAUUAUUUUGACACUGAGGCUGUCCCAAAGAGAGCCGCAGCACUGCUGCCCAGAGCCAAAAUCAUAACCAUCCUCAUCAACCCAGCUGAUAGAGCAUACUCCUGGUACCAGCAUCAGAGAGCUCACCAGGAUCCUGUGGCUUUAAACUACACAUUCCAGCAGGUGAUCGCUGCAGGUUCCUCCUCUCCUGCUGCGCUGCUCAAUCUGCAUCGCCGCUGCCUGCAGCCAGGAUACUACAGCAGCCAUUUGGAGCGCUGGCUCCAUUACUACCAGUCCACUCAGCUUUUGAUUGUUGAUGGACUCCAGCUGCGGUCCAAGCCAGUGCAGGUGAUGGACAUCGUACAAAAGUUUCUGGGAGUUACACCUUUUAACUAUACUCAGGCCCUCAUUUUUGAUGAAAGCAAAGGCUUCUGGUGUCAGAGACUGGAUGCAGGCCGAACACGCUGCCUGGGCAAGAGUAAAGGCAGGAAAUACCCCGAUAUGAGCCCAGAGACGAGGGCCUUUCUGUCUGAGCAUUACAGAGAGCAGAACGUGGAGCUGUUACGGCUGUUGAAGCGCUUGGGACAACCACUACCCAGCUGGCUCCAGGAUGAUCUUCACAACGCCAGCUGGAGUUGACACCAAGAAGCAUGAAGAAUAGAAGCCUAUAUCGAUCCCUGCUCCAUGCCAGAGCACACAGUCCCGUGUCACUGCAGGACAGAGAACGUUUGAUUCUCCCCGUGUCCCAACACACACACACACACUGUAGGUCCACCCAGGACAAGCGGACAUCUGCAGCGUGUGUUAGUGCUCAAGCCUGGUUUUAAAGUGAGCUGAGAAUCAGAAUUUGUAGGAGGACUGUACAUGUAUUUAAUUGCCAAAAUAAGAAAAUAUGAGCUAGUUAGUUGCAUUUUGGAUAACUGACACACAAGCUCAUUAUUUGCAUUGUGGGAAAUGUUGUUUCACAAUGUAUCCUUCAGCUAAUCAGUCGAAUGCACAGGGUCUCGGAAACACUCAAGUAGCUAAGUGGAUGUGGAAUUCACAAGCUGGUCGGAGUGAGCGUUUUAAAUUCUGCCAAGCAGAGAAGUAUUUGAGUCUGUGUCACCGAAGAUUUCAGACAUUUGCUGAUGUUUAUAAUUGUCUCGAUUUGUAAAUGACAGAAUCUGGAUGUUUCACAACCAGCUUCAUACCACUGAACUAAAAACAUUCCAAGGUCAGAGUACAUGGCCAUUGCACUUAAUAUUUUUUUUUUUUAUAUUGGAUUUUUAAAAAGAAAUGAAGCAGGAAUGUUUCAACUACAAACAGUGGAGUUUUAGGAUCAGUGAUUGACUAGCAUGUUUCCCAGACUGGCAGGUCACAUGAAUGUGUGAAGAACGUGGAACCCCUGCUGAUGACUAGAUAUGGUUUUGUUCCAGUGUUUAAUGUAAUGAGGUCAGAAGUGUUUCCGACAUGACUUGCCACCUCUACCCGUGCCAAACUAAACUGCUGGACUCAAAUGAGGUAAACUUUGCCAAAAAACAGAUGUGUUGUGUGACUGAGAGACUUGUGGGAGUUGGGGUGUGUGUGUGUGUGUGUGUGUGUGUGUGUGUGUGUGUGUGUGUGUGUGUGUGUGUGAUUGUGUUUGUGAAUAUAAGUGAACAUUUGUUGUGGUGGUUGUACUCUACAUCAAUACGAGUAUAUUCUGUUGUCUCUUUGGUCCACUUGAAAUCAGGUAAAAAAAAAAAAUUAAAAAAAGAACAAAAUGCACAUCUGCAAAUAAACGCACACGACAAAGGCA
Molecule: messenger RNA, 4255 nt
Organism: Silurus meridionalis
Lineage: Eukaryota; Metazoa; Chordata; Actinopteri; Siluriformes; Siluridae
Gene: ndst2b
Product: N-deacetylase/N-sulfotransferase (heparan glucosaminyl) 2b
Exons: 14
Coding region: 451-3117 (888 amino acids)
Cellular component (GO): Golgi apparatus
Molecular function (GO): heparan sulfate N-sulfotransferase activity; deacetylase activity
Source: RefSeq, a predicted model, not a curated record